UUCAAAAAUCAACAUCGACAGGCGUCAUUGUAACGACCAGUGUUGUUUACCAGUGCCUAGCAAAACUCUUAAUUUAGCUCUUACAAAUGAGAUUAGCUAGUUCGUCUUGGCUUCGAUGUCAAAAUAAUUGUUUAGCCACCAGCAGUAUUCAGUUGUGUAUUGUAGUUGAGAGCUGCAGUUUCAGAUUUCCCUAUGAUGGAAAGAGCAUUUUGGGUGAUUUUGCUAAUGGGUUCAUUGAUUACACUCAGUAAGUCGACUAAACUGAACGUUCCCAAGAUGCUGUUACCUCUCAGCAUUCAUGUGCCUGUGAACAUCACACUGACAGCACAGAGAGGAUGCUACAAAUGGGUGUCCUCUAAGCCUGAGACUGUCAGGGUGUAUCCUCUCUCUGCGCUCAGCCCUCCGGCUCUGCUGCCCCUCUCCUCCUGCAGUCAGCAGUGCUUGGUGUCAGCUCUGUCCUCCCCCCAGGCUGUCCCUAUCCGUACUGUCGUUCAGGCACAAGACCCUGUAACAGGUCACAUUUUGCGCUGUGACGUCAUCAUUGAUCGGAUUGAAAGAAUUAAGAUCAUCACGACUGCUCGACAGCUUUUUACUGACGAGCCCCCACUGCAGUUAUCUGUCCAGGCAUUUGACUCUGAAGGAAAUACUUUUAGCAGUCUGGCUGGCUUGAAAUUUAAUUGGCAACUGGCAAAGGAGUCUGAUGCAGCACAGACAGUGAGGUUUGUGCGUCACCAUGAUGCCGGGUACGUUCCCCCACCUCAUAUUCAGUCUCUAGAGGAUGUUGGUCUGAGGGGUGAGAGUGUCCUACUGUAUGGGAUUCACAGUGGUUUAGGACUUAUAAAAGUGUCUUUUCUACACCCUGAACAUAAGCAUGUAGAAGCAGCCAGUGUGACUUUGUUUGUGAUAGACAGACUACACUUGAGUCCAGCGGGAGAAACAUACUUGCUACAGGGAUCCACUAUCAGAUACAGUCUGUGGAAAACAGAGCAAGAAGGAGAGACUGGUACAAAUCAAAUCUGGUUUAUGCUGUUUUUGGUGCUGACUGAUUAUAUACAUCGCAUGAACACAUUACGGUUGACACUAACGGUUGCACACAACAAUCUGCCCCCUGAAAUAAUGUCCCAACUCCCUCGCACUUCUGUGUAUGUGGUGAAGCCCAGCUAUAUGACAAUGAGUGUUGAGGAGGAAGAGGACAGAUGGGUGUUGGAGACAGGGCGGCAGUAUUAUUUGACUGUUCGUAUCCAUGACAGCAAGGGCCAUGUUGUUCACCUGUCACAGAAUGUGGUGAUUGUUGUGGAGGAGACUGAGGGGUUAGUGACACUCAAGGUUUCCUCUGAUCCAUCCUGCCAUCUCCUGCAGACCAACAUGAAAGGAAUGACUUUAAUACAGGCCUCACUUUAUAGCAUCUUCUCUAAGGAUGGUGAAGAGUGGCCUGUCAUCCCACCAAUCAGAGUGCGACAGGAAGUCGAAAUCUACAACCCUCUUACCCUGCAGCCCUCUGUGAUUGUGUUUCCAUGGCAACCCCACAAUAAGCUGUAUCAGCACAAUAUUCAGGUGGAGGGAGGAAGUGGCUCUGUGAAAUGGGAAGUGUCUGAUAGUGAAAUUGCCACAGUUACAGUUAAAGGGGUGGUCCUAGCAGGAAAGAGGAGGGGCCAGGCUGAAAUUCUGGUUUCAGAUUCCAAAAACAUCCUACAUAAAGUAGUCGGGAAGGUGAUGGUUGUGAGGCCUGGCCGGUUGCAGCUGAUUCCUCAGAGGGGCGAUUGUCGCAUAGGGGACAGGAUAGACAUUCCCUUCACUCUUUGGGGCAUUCCGGACCCACCAAACACUUGCUCUCAGACACAUUAUGUAUUUGAUGCACAUUCAUACACUCACAGGAACACCAGUACAAAUUCUCAGGCAAACUUCUUCUCCAAUACACACAAUCCUCAGUGUGGAGAGUCUCGACUGGAGGAUCUUGUGGCAGUCACAGACUGCUCUCAGCUCUCUCUACAUGUCCACACUGAACCUUCCGGCAUCUUUACAUGCAUAUCAGGAUCUUUGUCUCCAGGUGCUGAAUUCUGUGGAGGGGUCCGUAUGGAGGCUCUUUCACAGGGACACACUGUUGUUACCAUCACAGUAGUAACAGAGGCAUGCAACAUCAGUGAGACGACAUCACUGGUGGCCUACAGCCCUCUUAAAUCACUUGCUUCUGAGGUUCUUCUCUCGGUGGGCUCAUCUCGUGUGGUUAUAUUUGAGGGGGGGCCUCAGCCCUGGCCCCUGGCCCCCUUCCAUUUCUAUAGUGACAUUGAGGUGCAUCCAACAGGGAGUGUUACCGUGGAGGCACUGAGUCCAACCAAAGCAAGGACACCUCGACAUGCGUAUCAGGUCGUGUGCACCGCCGUGGGAAAACAGUGGUUGGUCUUCAGGUGUGGUAAUACUCCAAGUCCGUUCAACGAGAUUCCCGCAGUCGAGGAGAGCAGAGUUCAGGUGGCAUGUGGCAUCCCCGCUAGUCUCUCUCUCUCUCUUCUCUCAUCGACUACAUCCUCACCUUCAUCCAUUCCUCUGUACUCCCAUCACUAUUCCUGCACUCAGCCUCAGUACCCCUGUGGACUGUUAUCUGUGUCCAGCACUAGGGAUGCUACAUUGCAGUUAUCUGUGUUUGACCAAAAGGGGGUGCAGUUUGAUAAUUUCACUUCCUGUUCGGUGAGGUGGGCCUCCUCUGACCCUGGUCUCCUCUCACUGGGCCCCCAGUCCACAGUGACAGUGGCUGACAGAACAACUCAGACAGGCUACAAACUACAUGCCUGGCAGGUUCUUCAGUCCCACAGACAGACAGGAACCGUGACUGUCAAUGUCACUGUUACAUGUCCAGAGAUGGUGACAGCUCCAGCAUCUCAGUGUGUGAAUCUGCGUUUGGUAGAUGAUGUACAGUGGGCCAGAGACUCUGUCACUUUAUUCAACCAUCCAAAAGUCACAGAAAAUCUGACCUUGAUCAAUGGUUCAGGUCACUUUCAUGUCCAUCUACAAGACAACCAAUUGGCCAGCAUUAACCACAUGACGAACACAAAUAUAAUACAGGUGUCCCCACUUCAGUCUGGUUCUUCAGCUGUUUUGGCUCACGACCUCUGUCUGACCUCUGAUCCUGCUGUGGCCUUCAUUCUUGUCUCUGACAUCACAGAUUUCCAGAUUGACUUCAUUAAUAUUAUUGAGGUCAGACAUUCUGCUGUAGUGCGAGUGCGUGUUCUGGACUCAAAGAAUCAGCCAUUUCUUCAUCAUUUCCUGUUGCUCAUGAACCUCCUACUUAUCCCUUCUUCAUCCAUCAUUUCUGUGGAGGAGGCGGGGCCAGUGGAUGAGUACAGUGUGGGAUUCCAUGUGACAGGCCUGGCAGUGGGCGUGGUCAGUCUCCACCUCUCUGCAGUGGACGGUCAUGGCCGUGUUAUAAGUUCCUCCUACAAGAAUAUACAAGUUUACCCUCCAUUCAGUCUGCAUCCCCGUAAACUCGCUCUGGCAGUUGGAAGUGUGCGACAGGUGAAAUGGGAGGGAGGGCCUCAUCCUCAGUCCAGCAUCAGAUUCACUGUGAGUGACAGCUCUAUCGCCGUGGUAACAGAGUCAGGACUCGUCAGGGGCGUGGCAGUGGGUGUGGUAAAACUCAGAGGAGCUCUCCAGACACAAGAUACAGAAGCACCGCUUACCUUUGUACAGGAUGAAGUUGAGGUGGAGGUGUUUAACCUGACAGCAGUGAGGAUACAGGCUCCUUUAGUUACUCUCUCUGUAGGAACAGAGAUGCCGGUUUACGUGAUGGGGAGGGACAGCGGUCAGAACCCUCUAUCUCUGGGUGGUGUCGAGUCUGGCCUCAGGUUCCACUGGAGUCUGCGUAAACCGUGUGUGCUGGAGAUCAAACCCAGGCAUGCACAGGUGGGCGUUAGUGCGUCUCCCUCUCACAGUUUCUCUGUGCUGGUGAGGGCUGAAGCUCCAGGCAGGACCAGCCUCAAAGUGCAUGUGCAGCUCGAACAGAUACACGCCAGCAAUACUUCACUCUCUGAUCAUCUCACUGAUGAGAUACAGAUACUGGUGUUUGAAGAGAUGCAGUUAACAACAGGAACCCCAGGUUCCAUCCUCAUGUCUCCCCUUUCUCAGUACACCCUGCAGAGCAAUAAAGACACAGUCUGUCCAGUCCGUUACACCCUUAGCCGGUGUGUCUCAGGGGCAGGGCUUGUUACUGUUGACGAUCAAGGGGUGUUGAGGACAGGGCCUGAUACAGGCGUGGCUCUUUUGGAGGUUUUUGCAAUGGACAUUUGUGGUAUCAACCAAACACUGUUGAUCAGCGUGAAGGUGUCAACAGUGUGGUUUGUACGUGUUUUGACUGUGUCAUCCGUGAACAGUGAUGGUGAGAGAGCCUUUCCUGCCUUCCCUCUGGGCUGGAGCAUCCAUAUCAAAGCGCUAUAUUAUGACAGUAUGGGACAACAAUUCCACUCCCAUAAUAUGCAAACACUGGUCACCACUAACAGAGAUGACCUGGUGCAACUGAUAUUUGACAAAGACAAUCAUUCGUUUCUGGUUCAGACGGUGUCACCUGGUAUAACUGUUUUGAGGGUGCAGGGAGACCCUGUAAACCCAUUUCUGAGCGAUUACACCCCUCUGUUUGUGGUGCCUGCCAUCUCAGAGCCCCCAGGAUUAUUGCGCCCUGGAGAUAUCAUCUGUUUCAGCUCUCCCAUUACAGACCAGCAGGGUAAGCGAGGGAGAUGGGAUGUGUCAUCAAGUCAGAUCCUUCAAAUGAAUUCUGAGACAGGAGUGACAUUUGCAAAGAAUUCUGGGACAGUAGUGGUUUACUACAGGCUAGAGGGAGGGCAGCAAACCUUCAGAGAGGUAACAGUGGAGUCUGCGUCCAUUCCUGUGAUCAUUCCUCCUGCUGAUAGGCUCUUCACUAACUGGCCUGAAGCUUCAGAAUACACAGUCAGUGUGGAUCUUAACACCUCUGCUGCCAACAUAGCUCAAUGCAAUAUAGACCAGUGGGAGGCCAUAGACAAGAAACUACAUCCUGAGGCAGAGCUGCUGUGCUCUUUAUACUUUGGCGCCCCCUACCUCGAGAUAAGAAUACUGCAGGACGUCUUUCGCACAACACCCUUCUACAAUACAGACACAGCUCAGUACAGCUGCAAGAUCUCUGUGCAGCCCCAGUCAGACUCUAUCCUCCAUCUUCUGUCCACUCUGCCUCUCUCCAUCUAUCUGUCUGCCUGUCUGCAGACUCAAUCAGCCCCAGCUGCCCUACUGUCGCUUCCUAACUCACUCCCUUCUUUUCAACCCUCCGUUCGGCUCCAGUAUGUACCAGCGUUCCAUUGUCCUGUCACCAAGAUCAAACUGUCCUCUCAGCAGCCUGUGGCUGAAAUCACAGUGUUUGGCACCAUAGACAUGCUCAGUACACUGAGGGUUCAGUCAGACACCCCAGACAUUGCGUUAUCUGAUCCAGUCGGGUCAGAGGAAGACCCCACCCUCCUCCUCGUUAGAGUCUAUUCAGUCUCACAUUUCCUGGAUCAGGUCUCAUCUACUGCAAACAUUACCCUUUAUACAGACCUCUCUCCACAGACACACGUCGUGAUGGUGACUAGAGUGAUGGACAGCCAGGAGUCAGGUCACCUUGGAACAAAUUUUGGGCUUUUGUUCAUUUCGAUAUUUGCACUUUUUGCUGUACUGGCCACCACCGCUGCACUUUUCAUAGCGUACAAUACCAUGCUGUCUCUCAGACAAACUGUACCUGCAGUCCUCACACCCAUUACUAAUACAGAAGAUACAAAACAUUUCUAUCUGUGGAUCACACCUUCACUGCCAACACAAAAAGUCGUGCAGAGAAAACAGUUGCUCUGGAAUACGAACUAACUUAUUGCACCUUCCCCCAUGAAGAACCAUGUACUUGAAAGUUUUGUUACAACAGAUGCUAGUCAUGGUUCAAUCGAUGGAGUUCAGCAGUAAACACAUGCAAACUA
This is a messenger RNA of Megalobrama amblycephala (Wuchang bream), 5960 nucleotides long. RefSeq names its product nuclear pore membrane glycoprotein 210-like. NCBI's taxonomy places the organism in Eukaryota, Metazoa, Chordata, Actinopteri, Cypriniformes, Xenocyprididae. The record is from RefSeq and is a predicted model, not a curated record. Gene Ontology annotation, cellular component: nuclear pore. Bases 193 to 5853 code for a protein of 1886 amino acids. The transcript is spliced from 39 exons.